This is a messenger RNA of Caenorhabditis sp. 36 PRJEB53466, 1139 nucleotides long. Lineage: Eukaryota; Metazoa; Nematoda; Chromadorea; Rhabditida; Rhabditidae. The record is from the annotation of a GenBank genome assembly.
AUGUCGAAAAAUCGAUAUUCGCGUAAGCCACGCGACCGUGACUAUGAAAUGGAGGCCGGUCGAGUGGUGCUCGAAGAGCAGGAGCGGCGCCGGUUGGUCGGAAGAGUGAGUGGACGGACAAUAUCAGAAAUCUAGUGGUGGGCCUGACCAUUUUCAGACAUUCAAAGCCAUCGACAUCGUCUGGUGCCUCCUCAUCUUCGUGUGCAUCAACAAUUAUGUGAAAGUCUACCUGGUCGCAAUCGUCACGAUCACAAACAAGAAUUUCCUCAAAACGAUCCAUCAUCACUGCAAAGAUCGCACGUUCCCGACGUCGGCCGUACGUUUUUGCGACGAUUUUUGAGAUUUUCCGACAAAAUGACGAGGCUGGACACUCGUAUUGUCCUGGUUUGAAUCGAAACAAUUUUUAAAAAAUUUUAAAAAAAGCCGACGGCUCGUUUUUCAAAGUAGCGCAUGACAGAGAUGUUGGGAAUUCCGUGUUCCGUGUUCCGUGUUCCGUGUUUUUUUCAAUAUUUUUUUCCGUGUUCCGUGUUCCGUAAAAAAAAAUUCCGUGUUCCGUGUUCCGUGCUCCGUAUAAACUAUAUUUUCCGCGGAAAAAUUCGAUCACAAGUGGAUUCCAUUUUCAGUCGUUUUUUACUGUAGUUGUUUACUGUUGUGUUGUUGGUUUUGUUAUUUUUAUGAAAUUUUCAGUAAAACUUUCACAUGAGUCAAACAGCUGCCUUGUCAGUCAGAUAAUAAAAAAAUAUAAACAUUAUUUUUAAAAAAAUCACUGGAAUUCUCUUGAAAACGCUUUUUUCCGUGUUCCGUUAAAAAAAAAUUUUCCGUGUUCCGUGUUCCGUAAAAAAAAAAAUUUCCGUGUUCCGUAGAAAUAAGUUUUUUCCGUUUUCCGUGUUCCGUGUUCCGUAAAAAAAAAUUUUCCGUCUUCCGUGUUCCGUGUUCCGUAGAGUAAAAUUUUUAUUCCCAACAUCUCUGGCGCAUGAUGGGUGUCAAAUCGAAGCAAAUUGGCUCGGGAAUCCAAAAAUCGCAACAUUUUUCAGUUUCUGCUCCGCUACCUCGUCCCGUGGAUCGCCUACAACGCGUGCCUCCUCUACAUCGACUACGUCGACAAACUGAUUCCGGGACCGUGGCGAAAGAGUGGCUAG